Messenger RNA from Stegodyphus dumicola, 830 nucleotides. RefSeq lists its product as uncharacterized. The record is from RefSeq and is a predicted model, not a curated record. NCBI's taxonomy places the organism in Eukaryota, Metazoa, Arthropoda, Arachnida, Araneae, Eresidae.
UCCUUCCUAGAGAAUUUCUCGAACAGGAGAUAUAAUCAAGAUAAGAUAAAACUAACAGUAUAAAAUUAGCGAUUAAAAGUAUUAUCUUUGUUUCCCACUUGCCUUAUUCCGCAGACGAUCAGAAUUCUGGUGAUAGAAACAAAAUGAAGGUCUUUGUGCCAUUACUUGCCUUGACUGUGUUAGUCGCCAUCGUUCAUGCAGAUGUUGGCUACGGCAGAGGCGGUUAUGGCGGUGGUGGUAGGUAUGGAGGAGGUGGAUUAGGUGUUGGUGGAGUCCGUGGUGGUGGAAUAGGCGGUGGUAAACUUGGUGGAGGUGGACUUGGUGGAGGUGGACUUGGUGGAGGAGGACUUGGCGGUGGAUAUGGUGGUGGAUACAACCGCGGUGGUGGAAUUGGCGGCGGACUCGGAGGCGGAAAAGGACUAGGUGGCGGAUACGGUGGCGGAUACGGCGGUGGAAUAGGAGGUGGAAGAGGAAUAGGUGGUGGAUAUAAUCGUGGCGGAUAUGGCAAAGUAGUUUAAUUUGAAAUUCAAUAUAAACUGCUUAGGUGUUUUGUUUUUCUUUAAAGCUUAUCUUCAAACUGUUAUAACAGAAAGUCCCAAUGCUGUUCAUUCCACGUUAUUUAUAUUGUGCAUAUUAUUUAAGUAUUGCAUUAACUGGAGUGAUACUUUACGAUACUCUAAGUUGCAAAUUUGACUGUAUUUGUUUAAAUCUGCUCAUGUUUCUUUUGUCUGACAUUAUGAUACCACAUUUCAAAGAAAUAAUAUUAUGGACUGCUUGUAACUGAAGUUAUGAAACACGAUUUCUGAAUAAAUUACUUUAUUUAAUGAUAA